ACGUCGCCCAUCAUGACCACUGAUCCACUCAACAGUCGUGCACAUACUAACCCUCAUCUCCUUCUUCUUCUUUCUCUCCAUUGCCGAAUGGCUGUCAUCCAUUGUCUUCCGCGCCGGCAUCAUUGGUCCGAUAAUUGUUGGCAUCAUCUAUGGCAUGCCGUUGGCCGACAUACUGCUUGAGAUCUGGCAGGAAACUUUUCUUGCCAUCGGCUACAUCGGAUUGAUCCUCAUCAUCUUUGAAGGCGGUUUGACAUCCCGUAUGGACUUGCUGAAGCAAAACUUCUUUCUGAGCAUGCUCGCUGCGACCACCGGAGUACUUUUCCCCAUCGGCCUGUCGUACCUGCUGUUGUAUCUCGGCUUUGGCUAUGGCGCUGUCGAAACAUUCAUCAUCGGCGCCGCCCUUUCAACCACUAGUCUUGGAACCACUUUCGCUGUCAUAGGAGGCGCGUCCAAGGACAUCGACCUUUCCCAGACACGAGUCGGUACUGUCCUGGUCAGUGCGGCAGUCAUUGACGACGUAUCCGGUCUGGUCAUGUCAAGCGUCAUCCAUGAUCUGGGUUCCAUAUCCGGAGGCGCAGAUGUCAAUCUCGGCUGGCUCAUCGGUAGACCCAUACUCGCGUCAAUUCUUAUGGCCGCAUUGACACCUCUGUUCUGCAAAUACGUGUUUGUGCCCCUCUUUCGCCGCUACAUCGAACACCACUUUGCACGUUAUGACCAUUUCUCUAACAUUGUGCUUAUGGUGGUAAUUCUUUGCGCUUUCAUCUCCAUUGCCUCUUUUGCAGGCACAAGUGUAUUGUUUGGGGCGUUCCUUGCAGGAUCCUUCAUUACGUAUCUACCAUCCAAGCACCCCGAUGGUCCUUUUGUGGUCUACUCUCGAGAACACGGAGAGCAGAACGAUGACAAGAGUCCUACCUUUGUUCACACGUUUGAGAAGUACUUCUCCGACACCCAGAAGUAUCUCAUGGAGCCUCUGUUCUUUGCCAGUAUCGGAUUUGCCAUUCCUUUCAUCGAUCUCUGGUCUGGCUCCGCCAUCUGGCAUGGUGUGGUGUACACGCUCCUGAUGCUCUUAGCAAAGGUCAUCGUCGGUAUCUGGAUCCCUUUGUGGGACGCUGUAACGAAAGGCAGAACAGCGAACGAUUCCAAGCCUUUACUAUUAGAGACACUCCCGACCGCCGGACUUCUCGGCUUUGCCAUGGUUGCUCGUGGUGAGAUUGGACUUUUGAUCGUCGAGAUUGGAUACAACUCCACUCCUUAUGUUAGCGACGCCGGCUUCUACACCGCUGUCUGGGCCAUUCUCCUCAACACGAUCAUUGGUCCAAUGGUCGUAGGUAUAAUCAUAAAGUUCAGAGGCAAAGGAAUUGGAAGUGGUUCCUGGGGUAUCCAGGAUUCUGAGGAGAAUGAUGGCAGUGAGAAGCCACAAAGUAACUCCCAAGACCAACGCCUGGAGGAAGGGUCUGAUAUGUCGGCGCAAUAACAUUUUCUCAGAUGGCAUUGUCCAGCGCGAAUAGGAAAAUGUUUGUUCAAAGCGUUAUAGACUACCCUAUUGCAAGCGAUUGAUCACCUUUCAGAACAGUCUUUCUACCCGAUAGUUUCGUAGCAGCCAUCGCAAUCUGUCGCACGAC
Messenger RNA from Aureobasidium subglaciale EXF-2481, 1622 nucleotides. RefSeq lists its product as uncharacterized. Gene Ontology annotation, biological process: proton transmembrane transport. The coding region runs from base 155 to 1474 and encodes 439 amino acids. The transcript is spliced from 2 exons. The record is from RefSeq and is a predicted model, not a curated record. Gene Ontology annotation, cellular component: membrane. Gene Ontology annotation, molecular function: antiporter activity. NCBI's taxonomy places the organism in Eukaryota, Fungi, Ascomycota, Dothideomycetes, Dothideales, Saccotheciaceae.